Brenthis ino (lesser marbled fritillary) is the source of this 1470-nucleotide messenger RNA. NCBI's taxonomy places the organism in Eukaryota, Metazoa, Arthropoda, Insecta, Lepidoptera, Nymphalidae. The record is from the annotation of a GenBank genome assembly.
AUGAUGUGGGUGUUCGCACCCUUCAAAAGGAUCGAAACAAACAGCAUCUCGGGUGAAUUUGUGGGAAUCCCGCAUGAUACGUUUGUCCGGAGCUCGCACUGGGAUAGCGCCCGCAGCUCGCGCCGCUCGGCCGCGAGGGAGACACUCGCCGCAGCGCUGGGGGUGUGGCUCCCGAGCGUCGCCAUUGGCUCCCUUGCCACAUUGUGCUAUCUCAAUAAUUCGAUCGUGAAUCGGGCUCGUCGAGCCCAGAGUCCGAGUAGCGGCAGGCAGGCGGCCGCGACGGAGCCGAGCGAGGUGGGCACGGAGGUAGCGGGUGCGCACCCGCCUGCCGCCGACGGCUACAUGUACGUGUGUGGAGACAGCACCGGCGGCGCCGGGCCUCGCUACGAGUGCGCCUUCGAGGGUGGCGGUGGCAUGGAGCAGCCGACGUUUGAAGAGCACAUGUUUGGCGAGUUUGGCAAAGAUCGGCAAGUGCAAGUCGUGGUUGGCGCAGGGGGCGAGCUGCAGUACCGCGAGGACCUGCCGGUGUACGCCGGCAGCGAGCAGAAGCGCAAAGAGGAGCCGCUGCUGCUACAGGCGGUCGAGACGGUGCCCACGUCGCACGCGACGCAUCCGCCACCGCCACCUCCUCCGUCAACGUCCAAAAAAAGCGACAAGAAAAAAAGUGAAAACAACGGAAUCAAGAAAAAGAAAACAAGGACAACAUUCACCGCGUAUCAGUUAGAAGAGCUCGAACGCGCAUUUGAGCGCGCUCCCUAUCCUGACGUGUUUGCGAGAGAAGAACUUGCUCUGAAACUUAAUUUAUCGGAAUCACGAGUUCAGGUUUGGUUUCAAAAUAGAAGAGCAAAGUGGCGUAAACGUGAGCCUCCUCGGAAGACCGGCUACAUUGGUUCCAGUUCGCCGAGUUCAACUACAUUAGGGGGUGGAUUUUCCGGUAUCGGAGGAAACUUGCCUGCUUUCCCUCAGAAUGGAUUACCAGCCCCGGCGGACUCUUGGUCCUAUCAACAUUCAUAUGAACUUUCAUCGCAUCACUUAUUAUCCUCAGGAAGUAGCGGAUACCCUGGAUUUAACACUCAACCUGCUUACUCUUACACAACAGUGCUCAACGGACACGAUGGUCAAAUGUUUGCUCCGCGUCAUUCGUACGAGUAUGGUGAAGGUAGCCCUCCACCACUUGGUGUCAGGGACUACCCCAUGAUAGCAGCACAUUCUCCGCAGAUAGAAGCACAUGGGCACGAUGAUAAAUUAGAGUAUCGAACCCACGAUCACGAGGACAAGUAUUCGUCGUGUGCACUACAAGAGGACACGCCUCGGUACGCCGCACCGCCUGAAGACUACGACAAAUGCGGAAUGGUACAGCACGAUAAGCACUACGAGAUGGAUCGUCAUUCCGAUAUAUCACAGCCUGUAGUAGUAAAAAUGGAGCCAAGUCCCGGUCAACCCUAUACUUCACUGCCCCCUUUUUUGAAC